This is a messenger RNA of Pteronotus mesoamericanus, 1688 nucleotides long. It is a transcript of the gene FOXD3, whose product is annotated as forkhead box D3. The record is from RefSeq and is a predicted model, not a curated record. The transcript has a single exon. Gene Ontology annotation, molecular function: DNA-binding transcription factor activity, RNA polymerase II-specific; RNA polymerase II cis-regulatory region sequence-specific DNA binding. Gene Ontology annotation, biological process: anatomical structure morphogenesis; cell differentiation; regulation of transcription by RNA polymerase II. Lineage: Eukaryota; Metazoa; Chordata; Mammalia; Chiroptera; Mormoopidae. The coding region runs from base 236 to 1684 and encodes 482 amino acids.
AGUUUGCGGAGCGCGGCCACGGAGGGCAGACGGCAGCGCCCUCGCCGCGCAAUGCCUGGCCGCCGAGUGUGAGCCAAGCCCGGGAGGGCCCCGAGCCACAAACGCUCCUUCCUCUCUCCCAUUACCCCAUCUUUCGGGGGCGCCCAAACCCCCUUCCCCUGAGCUCGGCGGCAGUUCCUGUCGACCCCCAUUGCCCGCCGCUCUUCCUCACAGCCGCCACCAACCCCGAGAAGGGAUGACCCUCUCCGGUGGCGGCAGCGCCAGCGACAUGUCCGGCCAGACGGUGCUGACGGCCGAGGAUGUGGACAUCGAUGUGGUGGGCGAGGGCGACGACGGGCUGGAGGAGAAGGACAGCGACGCCGGCUGCGAAAGCCCCGCGGGGCCGCCGGACCUGCGCCUGGACGAGGCGGACGAGGUGACGCCGGCGGCACCCCACCAUGGGCAGCCUCAGCCGCCGCACCAGCAGCCCCUGGCAUUGCCCAAGGAGGCGGCAGGAGCCGGUGCGGGGCCAGGAGGCGAGGCGGGUGCGUCCGAGGCCGACGGCUGCAAGGGCGGCGUGGGCGGCGUUGGCGGCGAGGAGGGCGGUGGGAACGGCGGCGGGCCCGGCUCGGGCAGCGGAGCGGCGGGCAGUUUGACCCCGAACAAGCCCAAGAACAGCCUGGUGAAGCCACCUUACUCGUACAUCGCGCUCAUCACUAUGGCCAUCCUGCAGAGCCCGCAGAAGAAGCUGACCCUGAGCGGCAUCUGCGAGUUCAUCAGCAACCGCUUCCCCUACUACCGGGAGAAGUUCCCCGCCUGGCAGAACAGCAUCCGCCACAACCUCUCGCUCAACGACUGCUUCGUCAAGAUCCCCCGCGAGCCGGGCAACCCCGGCAAGGGCAACUACUGGACCCUGGACCCGCAGUCCGAGGACAUGUUCGACAACGGCAGCUUCCUGCGCCGCCGGAAACGCUUCAAGCGCCACCAGCAGGAGCACCUGCGCGAGCAGACGGCGCUCAUGAUGCAGAGCUUUGGCGCCUACAGCCUGGCUGCGGCCGCCGGCGCCGCGGGGCCCUACGGCCGCCCCUACGGCCUGCACCCGGCGGCCGCGGCGGGCGCCUACUCGCACCCGGCUGCUGCGGCGGCCGCAGCGGCGGCCGCGGCGCUCCAGUAUCCAUACGCGCUGCCGCCGGUGGCCCCGGUGCUGCCGCCCGCCGUGCCGCUACUGCCCUCGGGCGAGCUGGGGCGCAAAGCGGCUGCCUUUGGCUCCCAGCUUGGCCCCGGCCUGCAGCUUCAGCUUAACAGCCUGGGCGCUGCCGCGGCCGCCGCGGGCACAGCUGGCGCUGCGGGCACCACGGCCUCGCUCAUCAAGUCCGAGCCGAGCGCACGGCCGUCGUUCAGCAUCGAGAACAUCAUCGGCGGGGGACCCGCGGCGCCCGGCGGCUCGGCGGCGGGCGCUGGUGGCGGCGGGGUAACUGGGGGCACCGGGGGCGGUGGGGGAGCUGCUCAGUCCUUUCUUCGGCCGCCCGGGACAGUGCAAUCAGCAGCGCUCAUGGCCACGCACCAGCCACUAUCGCUGAGCCGGACGACGGCCACCAUAGCGCCUAUUCUGAGCGUGCCGCUCUCGGGACAGUUCCUGCAACCCGCAGCUUCCGCCGCCGCUGCUGCUGCCGCCGCCGCGCAAGCCAAGUGGCCAGCGCAAUAGGGAC